ACACAAUUAUUUUAGCUCGUGGAAAAGUCGGACGCAUUGCAGCGCGUCUCUGCGCGAGAAUAUUCUAAGCCUUAAAAGAGCUCUAAAUAAUUAUUUUAACUGAAAAAAUAUUAAAUAAGGAGCAAACUAACGCAUAGAUACAGAAAAAGUAUUGAUUUUCGUCCAAGAUGGCGGACGACGAGCAAUUCAGUUUGUGCUGGAACAAUUUCAACACAAAUCUGUCGGCUGGGUUCCACGAGUCGCUAUGUCGCGGCGAUUUGGUGGACGUUUCCCUUGCGGCGGAGGGGCAAAUCGUGAAGGCCCACCGGUUGGUUCUAUCGGUGUGCUCGCCCUUCUUCCGCAAAAUGUUCACCCAAAUGCCCUCAAACACCCACGCCAUUGUAUUUUUGAACAACGUCAGCCACUCGGCUCUGAAGGACCUGAUCCAGUUUAUGUAUUGCGGGGAGGUGAACGUAAAGCAGGACGCCCUGCCCGCGUUUAUCAGCACCGCGGAAUCGCUGCAAAUCAAGGGGCUAACGGAUAAUGACCCUGCGCCGCAGCCACCGCAUGAGCCCAGCCCCCCGCCAGCAGCACCCCAUGUACAACAGCAGCAAGUGGCUACCCAGCGCGUCCAGCGCCAGCAGCCGCGUCCUGCCGCCCGCUACAAGAUUGAGACCGUGGACGAGGGAUUGGGCGACGACAAGGGCACCACCCAGAUAGUCAUCCAGACCACGUCAGCACCCCAAGCCACCAUUGUACAACAGCAACCGCAGCAGCAGCAGCAAACGACCCAAAUCCAGACUCAGCAGCUGCAGACAGGAUCCACGACGACGGCCACCCUGGUGACGACAAACAAACGAUCCGCCCAGCGCUCCAAUCUGGCCCAGAGCAGUAGCGCCGGUGUCAAGCGUACGAAAACGGUAAUGGACCCACUGGAAUCUGAAACUGGAACUACGGCGACCACCACGACGCAGCAGAUAGUGCCGCAGCAAAUCACCGUUCAGACCACUGUUGUAUCGGCGGCGGAAAAGCUACCUCAAUCGCAGGUACGCCAGCAGCAACAGCAGGAGGAAGCUGAAUACAUUGAUCUCCCCAUGGAAAUACCCACGAAAUCUGAACCGGACUACACUGAGGACCACGGUGAUGGUGCUGGCGAUGCGGAAGGCCCAUACGUUGAAGACGAUACCUACGGCGACAUGCGCUAUGACGACAGCUACUUCACCGAAAACGAGGAUGCGGGCAACCAGGCGGCGAACACCAGUGGCGGUGCCGUCUCUGCCACCACAUCCAAGGCUGUAGUCAAACAGCAGAGCUACAGUGACUCGUCGUUCGUCGAGGGUGGCGCGGAUCAGAGCACGACAGAGGCUCAAGUGGAGAUCAAAAUGGAGCCGCCUCCAGCAGAUGAUAAAGUGGCGAUGUCUGCGGUAACUUCUCUUAGUGAUGAUGAAUCCUUUAGAAAACCAUAUACCUUGCCAAAGAUUCUUGACGGUAAGUUCUACAAGGACAUUCAGCCGAACCUAAAGACUCCAGGCGCCAUCCAGGCCAUUUGCACAAGUUGCUGCGUUCUGAUUUCGGGAACGACCAAGUCCACUGGAAACUUCCUCAGCCAUAUCAAGAGACGUCACAAGGAACUGCUGCCUUUGUGCCAACUUUACUGCCAGGCCAAGUCCAAUGGCUCUGUGGCUGCCACAAAGAAUCCCGUACCUGUCUCAACUUCGCUGACGGCGGCGUCUGUGACAGAUCCAGUCCAGGAAACCGUCGCUACGGUGGCUCCUGUGGUCACAUACCCAACCGCCCCUGCGACUCAUUUGGCCAUGCCCAUGACUGUGCCCGUUCCGGUCCCGUUUCGCACAAUGUCCCUGGCGAUGCCAUUAUCCCUGCCCAACGUACAAACACCGCAGAUGAUGGCAUUAAUGCAGCAGUACCAGACCCACGACUCGAUGUUCAUUAAAAAGGACUAGCUUCUAGAGGACCUA
This is a messenger RNA of Drosophila bipectinata, 1955 nucleotides long. RefSeq names its product modifier of mdg4-like. Gene Ontology annotation, molecular function: DNA binding; protein binding. The record is from RefSeq and is a predicted model, not a curated record. Gene Ontology annotation, biological process: regulation of transcription by RNA polymerase II. Gene Ontology annotation, cellular component: nucleus. Lineage: Eukaryota; Metazoa; Arthropoda; Insecta; Diptera; Drosophilidae.